This is a messenger RNA of Symphalangus syndactylus (siamang), 1546 nucleotides long. RefSeq names its product LUC7 like (gene LUC7L). Lineage: Eukaryota; Metazoa; Chordata; Mammalia; Primates; Hylobatidae. Gene Ontology annotation, molecular function: mRNA binding. Gene Ontology annotation, biological process: mRNA splice site recognition. The record is from RefSeq and is a predicted model, not a curated record. Gene Ontology annotation, cellular component: U1 snRNP.
CGUGCGCCGGCGCCGUCGUACUUCCUCCCGGCGUCCCCCGCGGCGGGAAAGAGCCGAGUGGGCUCGAGGCCGACGCGACCAUCAUUUGUCGACGCCGCUGCCACUGCCUGCCUGAGAGAAGCCGUUGCGGCCGACCCCGUCGCCUCCGCCGGCUACUAUGUCCGCCCAGGCGCAGAUGCGGGCCCUGCUGGACCAGCUCAUGGGCACGGCUCGGGACGGUUCAGUGUAUCUUUGCCUGCCUACAUCAAUCUGCAAGGGAGUUGCAGAAAGCCUCAUGUUCAUCGAGCCGAGACGAAACCAGACAGAGGGUCAAGUUUACAGAUGACCGUGUCUGCAAGAGUCACCUUCUGGACUGCUGCCCCCAUGACAUCCUGGCUGGGACGCGCAUGGAUUUAGGAGAAUGUACCAAAAUCCACGACUUGGCCCUCCGAGCAGAUUAUGAGAUUGCAAGUAAAGAAAGAGACCUGUUUUUUGAAUUGGAUGCAAUGGAUCACUUGGAGUCCUUUAUUGCGGAAUGUGAUCGGAGAACUGAGCUCGCCAAGAAGCGGCUGGCAGAAACACAGGAGGAAAUCAGUGCGGAAGUUUCUGCAAAGGCAGAAAAAGUACAUGAGUUAAAUGAAGAAAUAGGAAAACUCCUUGCUAAAGCCGAACAGCUAGGGGCUGAAGGUAAUGUGGAUGAAUCCCAGAAGAUUCUUAUGGAAGUGGAAAAAGUUCGUGCGAAGAAAAAAGAAGCUGAGGAAGAAUACAGAAAUUCCAUGCCUGCAUCCAGUUUUCAGCAGCAAAAGCUGCGUGUCUGUGAGGUCUGUUCAGCCUACCUUGGUCUCCAUGACAACGACCGUCGCCUGGCAGACCACUUCGGCGGCAAGUUACACUUGGGGUUCAUUCAGAUCCGAGAGAAGCUUGAUCAGUUGAGGAAAACUGUCGCUGAAAAGCAGGAGAAGAGAAAUCAGGAUCGCUUGAGGAGGAGAGAGGAGAGGGAACGGGAGGAGCGUCUGAGCAGGAGGUCGGGAUCAAGAACCAGAGAUCGCAGGAGGUCACGCUCCCGGGAUCGGCGUCGGAGGCGGUCAAGAUCUACCUCCCGAGAGCGACGGAAGUUGUCCCGGUCCCGGUCCCGAGAUAGACAUCGGCGCCACCGCAGCCGUUCCCGGAGCCAUAGCCGGGGACAUCGUCGGGCUUCCCGGGACCGGAGUGCGAAAUACAAGUUCUCCAGAGAGCGGGCAUCCAGAGAGGAGUCCUGGGAGAGCGGGCGGAGCGAGCGAGGGCCCCCGGACUGGAGGCUUGAGAGCUCCAACGGGAAGAUGGCUUCACGGAGGUCAGAAGAGAAGGAGGCCGGCGAGAUCUGAACCCGUCUCCCGGGUGCUGUAAAUAGUCUGAUAAACGUUCACACGGUCUAAAAUUACCCUUUAUAUUUGCUGAAUACAACUCAUCUUUUGUAGUUUAAAAUUUCUAUUGUUUUGGAGCUAGCUGUGAGUUUCUAGAAUUGUACAGAGUUGCUCCUGUGUUCUGGGGUCAUGUUGAGUAGGAAUAAAUAAAUCUGAUGACUGCC